Aspergillus glaucus CBS 516.65 is the source of this 1302-nucleotide messenger RNA. RefSeq lists its product as uncharacterized. The record is from RefSeq and is a predicted model, not a curated record. The transcript is spliced from 6 exons. Bases 1 to 1302 code for a protein of 433 amino acids. Lineage: Eukaryota; Fungi; Ascomycota; Eurotiomycetes; Eurotiales; Aspergillaceae. Gene Ontology annotation, biological process: protein homooligomerization.
AUGUCAUCCGAGUCCAAAGUUCCCAAACUAUCACAAGCGGUCUCGUGGCGCAAUGAACAAUGCACCCUCCCACCCGACAAGGUCUUCUCCAUCCAAAUCGGCACUGAACUCUUCCGCCUCUCGGGUGCCUCGAUAGCGUCUGACGCCCCGUCUUAUUUCUCGCAGUUUUUCGAAGCCCAACUUAACGAGAAUGGAGAUGCGAAUCUGAGGACGUUAUAUAUUGAUCGGGAUCCAGGGACGUUUCGGGAGAUUGCGAGGCAUUUGCAGGGAUACCACGUAUGCCCUAGAAACAGCGCAGAGUUCGUCAAACUAUUCGCAGACGCGCAAUUCUACAGCUUACCUCGCCUAACAUCGCAACUUUUCGAAUCCGACAUCUUCGUACAAAUCGGCGGCCGCCAGUUCCAGAUCCCCCGCGACAUCUUCUCGUCCCCGGGUGAUUCGCCUAAUUUCUUUUCCCUGGGGUUCGCGGAUUUCUUCGCCUCGCCGUUAGAAGUCUUCCCAGGAUUAGAUCGGACAGGGCUGCUGCGGCCACCGGCAAUUGAACCCCCGAGCGUGCCGAAUCGGUCUGGGGAUGUAUUCGCAGAACUGUUGCACAUGCUACGGGGUUAUCCAUUGGAAAUUCGGAGUGCGGAGCAUCGCGAACAACUCCUACGGGACUGUCGAUACUACCACCUCCGCGGCCUAGAACAGCGCCUAAUUCCUCACGAUAUCCGCAUUAACCCAAUCACGCAGCGAUCCGAGAUUGUCAUUCGCCUAGAGGACCUACGACCAUCGGGGCUGGAAUUCAUCCCUGAUGACGACCGACGACAAGUUGGGUGGAUGGGAUACGCCCGGCCCUACACAAAUGAGAAACCGCACGACCUCAUCGUCGAAACCAACAACGAAACUACCCUUAUCUAUCUCACUCGAGUCAGGUUUUCAGGUCCUACCAGCGCACGAGUCGCGAGCCUGGCCCAGUCUGCCGCCAGCAAGUUCUCGCCUGAUGUUUCCCUAAUAGAGGAGAACGAGGAUGCCGUUCCCAUUACCAUAUUGGAUGACGCUGAUGUUACCGUCAAUGGCCAGACUGAUAAUACUCCAGUGAGCCCUGGCGCUUAUCCCCCAGAACUGCCAUCGGCCACAAAACGCCCGCGUCUUGACGAACCGGAGGAUGGUAAAUGGUUCGUGCGGAGGGGACAGUGGCGGGUACGUGUGGGGAAGCCUAUUCCUAGUGAUACGAGAGUGCGAGUGUCCCUUUUCCCGGUCAAGUUGGAGUUAUAUACAAGGCAGAAGGAAUUGAAUCGCACGAGGGGGUUUCUGAGGUGA